Molecule: messenger RNA, 1139 nt
Organism: Styela clava
Lineage: Eukaryota; Metazoa; Chordata; Ascidiacea; Stolidobranchia; Styelidae
Source: RefSeq, a predicted model, not a curated record
UUUUGUUUAGGUUAUACAGUUAUUGUUUUCUCUACAAACUGAUCGUGAAAAUUGUUACAACAUGAACAUUGGCUGCAGUGCAGUGCUGAUUGUUGUCUUAGGAUGCGUACUUGUAACAGCUGAAGAUUGUUACAUUCCAAUGUUGUGCAACAAUGUACCUUCAUGGGGAAAAUUACCUGGAAACAUACAAACUGAUAACGUGGUCGGUAGCGAAGUUUGUGAACGCCAGAUAAAUAAGUUAAACGACAACAUUGCCAAUUUAACCGAACGCGCCGCUGCCUUGGAAAAAUAUUUCGAUGACUUGGAAAAACAACAUCAGUAUAAUAUAACGAAAGAUGCCACAACUCGUAACUCGAAUAUUACACUUUCUCCACAACCCGGAAAAAAUACAUUUGCAGAAACUGACAACACGACUGCCGCACUCCGUGACAUAGAUGAAACAACUACGGAUGCAUCAACAACAGGGGAAGCUAAUCUGUUAUUUUACAACGGAAAAGAGUUCAUCGUUUUAGUGGACAAAAUAAGAUACAUGGUGGAUGCUGAACAAGAAUGUAACGAUCGUGGCGGAGAGUUGGCAAAUAUUUAUGAUCAGAUCAAUAUGGACCGAAUAAUGAAAUAUAUUAGAGAAGAUAUAAUGGCGGACAAUGACACAAUCAAAGAUUUCAUGCUUGGGAUGACAUAUUUAAAUACGAUGGGUCAACUUUAUCUUCAAAAUGGCUCAGCUAUAUCUGAUAGCAACUUCGCUUGGGUAAUAGGAACUCCAUACACAGAAAUACAGUGUAAAGGAUGCACAUCAAUGAUACUUCGUGUUCACAAAAAAUGAAACCGAUGUUAACAAUCAACAUUUUUAUAACAGUCGAGACCAACAAAUUUACGCUCUUUGUGAAAAAGAUGUUGAAUAAGGAAGAGUUCUUACUAAUUUGUGAUAAUAAUUUGUGACUUUUAACAGGCUGAAAUAACAGUUGGUAUUGUUUUUUACACGUUAAUUAACUCAGUGUAUUAUGACAGCAGUGUAGUUUUUAUUGAUGCCAUACGUGGCUUGUAAAAAUGACCGUAUAUAAAAGACUGUAUCGAUCUUACUAGCACACUGGUCUUUAACAAGAUUCUGAGGUGGGCCACAGUACCAUCAAAAAUUAUAG